Molecule: messenger RNA, 2910 nt
Organism: Tympanuchus pallidicinctus (lesser prairie-chicken)
Lineage: Eukaryota; Metazoa; Chordata; Aves; Galliformes; Phasianidae
Product: cytochrome P450 2J2-like
Exons: 11
Coding region: 934-2409 (491 amino acids)
Biological process (GO): xenobiotic metabolic process
Cellular component (GO): cytoplasm; intracellular membrane-bounded organelle
Molecular function (GO): iron ion binding; oxidoreductase activity, acting on paired donors, with incorporation or reduction of molecular oxygen, reduced flavin or flavoprotein as one donor, and incorporation of one atom of oxygen; heme binding
Source: RefSeq, a predicted model, not a curated record
CAGCCACCAUGUGCCAUGGUAACAACCUCCUCACGUGUUCUGUUUCUUUCUAAGCAAUUGCAGAAUAAUUUCUUUUUACAAGCAGAUCUUGCAGGCUGUGCAGGAUGAGAAGGUCUAUCAGCACUUGAUGGGCUGGGACACUUCUGGGCAUUGAAGCAUUUUUGAUGUGAAGCAUUUUGCAAAGUGAUGACCAGGGCAGCCUUUUCAGCACUGCAUGCAAUCUCCAGCCUUGCCAGCAUUUGGGGCAGCACGGGGUGGGGUGUAGAGCCAUGCUGAGCUGCACAGCACCACCUGUCCCUUAGCAGAAAGGAGGGCACAGGAACAGUACAGGCCAUUUGUGCAGAGCUGAUGAAUAUUCAUGAUCCAAGCUCUAUGAGCAAACCAGCAGGAAAACCACCAAAGCUGGUGGCUGUGUUCUGCCACACCACUGCAAUUAAUGCAGUGACAGACACUCAGAGGAUGACAAGUGCCACUUCUGACAUCUGUUUCUAAAAUAGCAGCACCUGGAGCCAUAGCAAAUACAGGUCCUGUCUCCUAGUGUUACCUCAGUAGUCUUCUUUUCCCUCCCCCAAUCCUGAGCGCUCUCCUCAACAUUGGACAGGCAGCAGUGAGGAAGGCUGAGCUGGCACUGCAGUGCUGCCCAGGAUGAAAUGCAGGGGCCAUGACCAGGUUCAAAACCUGAUGGAGAUUACACACUGCCUUCUCAGCAUUUCUGCUCACUUCGUGCACUUCUGACCUCUGGUCUACCUGAAAGUCCCUGCAACUUUACUGCUUUCUUAUCUACACAACUGCCUCAUGGGAAACAAUAAAUGGCUGCAAUCUUCCUUUUCUGUUGAAUCUGUUUUUUAAAAGGGCAGAAGUAAUGAGGAUUUUUCCUUUAAGCGUGGUGUACCCCAUUUGAGUGCAGGGGAACACAUCAGCUGCGGCCGCACCAUGCUGCGCUUCCUGUGGGACAGCGUCUCCCUGCAGAUGCUCUUCGUCUUCCUCUUGGUCUUCCUGCUGGUCGCUGACUACAUGAAGAGGAGAAAGCCCAAGGACUUCCCUCCCGGUCCUUUUUCCUUCCCUUUCCUGGGAAAUGUGCAAUUUUUGUUUGCCAGAGACCUCUUGGCUGCAACAGAGACGCUUACUGAAAAAUUUGGAGAUAUCUUCAGUUUGCAAGCAGGCAGCCAGUCAUUUGUGAUUGUAAAUGGGCUUCCACUGAUCAAGGAAGCUCUUGUGACCCAGGGAGAGGACUUCAUUGGUCGCCCUGAAAUUCCUCUUGAUACAGAUAUCUUCAGUAAAUUGGGGCUGAUCUCCUCCAAUGGGCACCUGUGGAAGCAGCAGAGAAGGUUCACCUUGACCACCCUCCGAAAUUUUGGCCUGGGGAAGAGGAGCCUGGAGGAGCGGAUCCAGGAGGAGUGCCGGUUCCUCACGGAUGCGUUCAGGGAUGAGCAGGGAAAUCCUUUUAACCCUCACCUUAAAAUCAACAAUGCUGUUUCAAACAUCAUCUGCUCCGUCACCUUUGGCAAUCGGUUUGAAUACCAUGAUGAGGACUUCCAAAACUUGCUGCGGAUGAUGGAUCAGACUGUUACCCUCCAUGAGAGCAUAAUGAGCCAGCUGUACAAUGCUUUCCCCUCCGUAAUAAAGUACCUCCCAGGAUCUCACCAAACCAUAUUUAAAAACUGGAGGCUGAUGAAAAGGUUUGUGUGCGAGAAGAUCAGCAAACAUAAGGAAGACCUGAACCCCUCAGAGAGCCGAGACUUCAUUGACAGCUACCUGCAGGAGAUGGCCAAGCCCAGUGGCAGGGAAUUCCAUGAGGAUAACCUGGUGGCAUGUACUCUUGACCUACUGUUUGCUGGGACUGAGACCACCUCCACAACCAUCCGCUGGGCCCUGCUGUAUAUGGCCAUGUAUCCAGAAAUUCAAGCCCGUGUGCAAGCAGAGAUCGAUGCUGUCAUUGGGCGGACACGACAGCCAGCCCUGGAGGACAGGAACAACAUGCCCUACACCAAUGCUGUUAUCCAUGAAGUGCAGAGGAAAGGCAACAUCGUCCCUUUCAACGUGCCCAGAGAGGCGGUGAAGGACACAGUCUUGGCUGGCUUCCGGGUGCCCAAGGGCACUAUUUUGAUCCCAAAUCUAACCUCUGUGAUGUUUGACAAGAAGGAAUGGGAAACGCCUCACAGUUUUAACCCUGGGCAUUUCCUGAAGGAUGGUCAGUUCUGGAAGAGGGAGGCUUUUAUGCCAUUUUCUAUAGGGAAGCGCGCCUGCCUGGGUGAGCUGCUGGCCCGCGCCGAGCUCUUCCUCUUCUUCACGGCUCUGCUCCAGAAAUUCACCUUCCAGGCUCCCCCGGACACCAUCCUCGACUUCAAAUUCAUUCUGGGCAUCACCUUGGCCCCGCGGCCCUACAAGAUCUGUGCAGUGCCUCGAUAGGAAGCACAGCCACUGUUUUGGGGAGGGGAUCUUCUUGGCUUUGGAGCAGUUCCACAAACUGAGCCCUCACUGGUUGCUGUGGGCUCAUCAGCAGUUUUAUUUCUUUGAAAGCAAUUACGAAAUCACUUGUUUUUACAAGUGGAUCUUGCUCACUGUAUCAGGUGAGAAAAACAAUUGGUAUUGGAUGGGCUGGGGCACUUUUGGGCUUGCAGCACAGUACUGUCAAUGAAUGAGGAGCUCAGGACAUUCUUAAUUCUAUGCUGGAUGGCCGUACUUCAUAGCAGCAAGAAAAUCUGCAGUGUUAGAGAUUUCUUUUCUUGAGCUGUAGCCCAGAUCUGUCAGAACACAGUAGCAGCCCUUGCAGUACAACAUUAAUACCAGUAGCAAUCAGAAACUUUUUUUAACUUUGAUCUCUGGAAAAUAAUUUGUAAGAAAUAAAAUACAAGCAUAACUUGUAUCACCUCUCCUUCUAGUACAUCAAUAAAUAAUUACUAAACAUCA